This is a messenger RNA of Rubroshorea leprosula, 1892 nucleotides long. The record is from the annotation of a GenBank genome assembly. NCBI's taxonomy places the organism in Eukaryota, Viridiplantae, Streptophyta, Magnoliopsida, Malvales, Dipterocarpaceae.
AAUCGAAAUUUCCUGGCGCGUCCCUUGUUGGGUUCACCGUGGCUGAACCACACAUAAUAAAUGUGUUAAUCAUUUAUCUUCACGCUUGUUUGUAACUACUGAAACUUACUUACGUGUGCUUCAGAUUAAUUCUCAUUUUGGAAGAGGAAGAGAGAUCAACCAGACAAGAGAUGAAGUUCUUGGUGAGUUGCUUCCUAUGUCUUCUUUUCUUUAUGUGUGUCUAUGUCUUGGUUCAAGUUUGUAGUUCAAUUACAAGUACUAGAAGCAGAGCAAGUUCCAGUAAGCUUCCACCUGGUCCACGGAGGAUUCCAAUCUUGGGAAACCUCUUGGAUCUUGGUGACAAACCCCACAAGUCUCUGGCUGAGCUUGCCAAAACUCAUGGCCCCAUAAUGAGUCUCAAACUGGGCAACUUAAUCACAGUUGUUAUUUCUUCAGCAGCCAUGGCCAGAGAAAUCCUACAAACCAAUGACCUUAUCUUCAAUAAUAGAAUCAUUAUCGAUGCAGUCCGAGCCCGCCAACACCACGAACUGGGGAUGCCUUGGAUACCCGUUUCUCCACUGUGGAGAAAUCUUCGGAAAGUAUGCGAUUUACAUAUGUUGGGUAGUCAGACACUUGAUGCCACUCAGUACCUACGGCACAAGAAAAUUGAACAACUCAUUGCUACGGUUCAAGAAAGCAGUCGUCUUGGUGAGGUUGUAGAUAUAGGUCAAGCAGCUUUCAAUGCCACACUCAAUUACAUAUCAAGUACAAUGUUCUCUGUGGAUUUGGCUGACUCAAAUUCACAAAGGGCGCGAGAGUUCAAGAAAACUGUACGGGCUCUCGUGGAGGCGUUAGGAAAACCAAACUUGGCUGAUUAUUUUUCGUUGCUUAGAAGGGUUGAUCCGCAUGGUGUUAGGCACAUCAUAGCCAUUCAUUCUGAUAAGUUGCUUGAGAUUUUCGAAGGUAUGUAUGACGAACGGUUGCAGCUAAGGAAAGGGCAAGCUUCUCCAACAAAUGAUGAUUUCUUGGACACUCUAAUUGACAUUGUUGAAAACAAAACAGAGGAGCUGAACAGAAUACAUGUCAUGCAUUUGUUUUUGGAUUUAUUUGUGGCUGGAACUGAUACGACCACAAGCACAUUAGAGUGGGGAAUGACAGAAUUACUCUGCAACCCAAAGAUUUUACGGAAAGCCAGGGCAGAGUUAGAGAAAGUCAUCGGAAAGGCAAGGCAGGUUCAGGAAUCGGACAUUGCUUGCUUGCCAUACUUGCAAGCUAUCAUUAAAGAAACCCUCCGGAUGCACCCAGCUGCUCCUCUGUUGCUCCCUCGCAGAGCUGCAGCUGAUGUAGAAAUCUGUGGCUUUACAGUGCCAGAAGGCACACAGGUGCUGGUCAAUGCAUGGGCUAUUGGCAGGGAUCCUAGCAUUUGGGAGAUGCCAAGCUCUUUUAUACCGGAAAGAUUCUUGGGGUCUGAAAUUGAUGUCAAAGGCAAGCACUUUGAGCUGAUUCCGUUUGCUGGAGGGCAACGGCUAUGUCCCGCACUGGAUCUGUCACUGAGAAUGUUGCAUAUAAUGUUGGGUUCUCUCAUAAACUGCUUUGAUUGGAAGCUUGAAGAUGGAGUCACGCCAGAGAGCAUGAAUAUGGAGGAAAAAUUCGGGCUCAUGUUACAGAAAGCCGAUCCCUUGCGUGCUAUCCCAAUCCCUCUGUGAUUUAUAAUCAUGAUAUUUCCUGGGGAAGACUGCUAUUAAUUUAAGACUGUUAGUGUGCCUUGUGUUCUAAUCUUUAUAUGCCUGUUCUGUAAUAAUCAAAGGUUCCAACUUUUCUUCUUCUUUGUUUAAUGUUGCUUGUCUGUAUCUAUUUUAUGCUGUCAAGGAUCUAAUUUUGAUGUUGUACUGUAAUAAAAUUCAUAUAUUUGC